Caenorhabditis angaria is the source of this 341-nucleotide messenger RNA. The record is from the annotation of a GenBank genome assembly. NCBI's taxonomy places the organism in Eukaryota, Metazoa, Nematoda, Chromadorea, Rhabditida, Rhabditidae.
UUGUAUGAUUCUUGGUUGAGCUCACCGAUUCCAGGAGGUUUUGAGGAAUUUACGAGAAAUUCGGAUGCUAUUCAAAUGGUUAGUUGAUAUUUUUUAAAGUUCAAAAAUAACUUAUUUUUAUUUGUUUUUGAUGACGUGGCAUAUUCCAUUUAAUUAUUAUCUUUAAUAAUCCUCAAUUUUUUCAGUCAACUCAUUGGGCUCAACCAAAACAACAACAAAUGAUAAAACUCAACGACAUUUGCCCCGAAAAUCAAAAAUCUGAAGAAGCUUCACAAAAAUGGAACGAUGGAAGAAGAUAUCAAUCAGAAACUGCAUCGAAAUUCAGAAAUUAUCAACUUUAG